CAAGUCUCUGCAAAUGAUGUUUGCUCGUUGAAAAUAUUGUCAAGGUGGCUUAAUGGGUCAUAAUUGCACGUAUUGUCUCUGCAGGGGGGGCGGGGGGGGGAUCACUGAUGUGCAGCUGACUUUACCCAACUUUAACCCAUCAGUGUCGAUUGCCGCAGCCUGAAAGUAACAAUUCUGUCGCAACAGAUGAAAUGUCUCCUUUGAGGUUGAUGUCACACAUGAUUCACGACUGGAGAUUUAUUUAUUUUUUUUUUUGGAGGGAGUGGGGGGGGGGGUUCACUUUGAUGGGUCUCAUCAUUUGCCCGCAUGUUGUCUGGCAGCGGCUCAAAGCAGCGGAGUUGACAGAAGGUAAUCCUCGCCAUGUGAGGCCUCGGCCCCGCUGUGCAGGAGGCGGGGUGUGCAUCAUUGAGACCUGUGGCUGCUAUAAAAAGAGGGGAAGUUGCAAGUCACCCAACUUGAAGCCGGCACACAUUUUUUAGGGGGGUUGGCGGGAGGGGGGGGUGGGCGCAUGAUGAACACCAUGAAGGCCGUCAAGAACGCGCUGGUGUGCCUGGUGCUUCUGCCCCGCUUCCUGCUGGCCGCGCUCAUGUUUUGGCUCCUCGACUUUCUGUGCAUCCGGAGGAGGUUUUUCCUCCGGAUGAAAGAGCGGGAGGAGAGCGACACCAUGGACCCUCCUCUGUGCAUCUCCGACUCCAACCGCUUCUUCACGCUGGACUCCCUCAAGGCGGUGUGGCACGGACACAAGCUGGACCUCCUCAAGGCGGCGCACCUCGGCCGCGGCGCGCCCAACACUGAGGUGGUGCGGCUGGAGGACGAGCGGCGCGGGCGCAUCCUGGACUUCGCCCGCGAGAGGAGACCGCUCAUCCUCAACUUCGGCAGCUGCACUUGACCCCCCUUCAUGGCGCGCCUCAAGGCGUUCCAGGGGCUGGUGCUGGACCACGCCGACAUCGCCGACUCGGUGCUGGUGUACAUCGAGGAGGCGCACCCGUCGGACGGCUGGGUCAGCACCGACGCGCCCUAUCAGAUCCCCAAGCACCGCUGCCUGGAGGACCGGCUCCACGCGGCGCAGCUCAUGCGCUCCGAGGCGCCCGGGUGCCCGGUGGUAGUCGACGGCAUGGAGAACCCCUGCAACGCCGCGUACGGCGCCUACUUCGACAGACUCUACAUCCUGCAGGAGGGCAAGAUCGUUUACCAGGGGGGCAGGGGACCCGAGGGCUACCGGAUCUCCGAGCUCAGAGACUGGCUGCAGCGGUACCGGGAAAAGCUGGUGCGAGGCAGCAGUCUGGUCAUUCAUGUGUAGACGCACGUAGAGCUGCUAGGAAACAACUGAAAUGCUGCAAAUUCGGGGUAGAAAAACUCCUCUUCAAUCCUACUGUAGUAUUUUGUUUGUGUGUGAGUCUCCCUCCACGCCGUUUUUUU
Messenger RNA from Hippocampus comes (tiger tail seahorse), 1419 nucleotides. RefSeq names its product iodothyronine deiodinase 3a (gene dio3a). Gene Ontology annotation, molecular function: thyroxine 5'-deiodinase activity. NCBI's taxonomy places the organism in Eukaryota, Metazoa, Chordata, Actinopteri, Syngnathiformes, Syngnathidae. The transcript has a single exon. Gene Ontology annotation, biological process: thyroid hormone metabolic process. The record is from RefSeq and is a predicted model, not a curated record.